CCCGCCCACGCCCUGAACCUGCUCCCUUACCCCAGGCUGAGCGAGGUGCCGAGAGCCGGACACGAGCUGGAUGCUGUCGGCGCGGAGAUCCCCUCCGACCCCUGCACAGGCUACAGAUUUUUCAAGCCCGGCAAUUUGUUCGGUAUCAAACAGUCGGAGGAGCCGUACGCCGAAGGCCAGCAGAUGCAGGAGGAGAGCAAGAUCCUCGUCAGCCCCUGUGCGGCCGGCCUCGGCCCGCUCUCCAGCCGGGUGGCCUGCUGGGUGCCGCAGCUCGGCCCCAGCCCUUUCCGCUGCGCCCAGUGCGGCAAAGGCUUCCGCCAGAAGCAAAGCCUCAUCACCCACGAGAGGAUCCACACCGGAGAGAAACCCUACCGGUGCGGGGACUGCGGGAAGAGCUUCAGCCAGCGGCCCAACCUCCUGACCCACCGCCGCGUGCACACGGGGGAGCGCCCCUUCCCCUGCGCCCAGUGCGGCAAGAGCUUCAGCCAGAAGGCCAACCUCCUGGCCCACCAGCGCAUCCACGCCGCCGGGGAGAAGGCGCUGGCGGGGGGCGAGCAGGAGGACGGCGCUUCCGGCAAGCCGAAGCUGCGAUCCCAGCAGCGGAGUUACCAGGAGGACACCCCCUUCGUCUGCCCCGAGUGCGGGAAGAGCUUCAGGCAGAAGCCCAACCUCAUCACCCACCGGAGGAUCCACACCGGCGAGCGCCCCUUCACCUGCUUCCUCUGCGGACGGAGCUUCAACCAAAAGACCAACCUGGUCACCCACUACCGCGUGCACACGGGGGAGCGCCCCUUCGCCUGCGCCCAGUGCGGCAAGCGCUUCACCCAGAAAACCAACCUGGUGACCCACCAGAGCACCCACACGGACCUCCGCCCCUACCCCUGCGGGCAGUGCCAGAAGUGCUUCAAGGACAAAGUCUCCCUCAAAGCCCACCAGAAGACUCACGCCCCGCGCCAGCGGCGCUGCCCGGGCCGCAUCCUGGGACACCUGGGGGUGCAGCCCGUCCUCGGGGACGGGACCCCCCCGCCUCCCCCGGCCCCCGGGGCGGAGAAGCCCUUCAUCUGCAACCAGUGCGGCAACAGCUUCGGCCUGUGGCUCUCCCUCGUGGCCCACCAGAAGACCCACGUCGGGCAGAAGCCCUACCCGUGCCCUGAGCACGGGAAAAGCUCGGGCGACGAGCUGUCCCCCAAAACUCCCCAGGAGAAGCAGGCGGAGGGGAGAGCCUGGGUGUGCCCCGAGUGCGGGAGGAGCUUCGCCCAGUACGAGCGUUUGGCAAAGCACCGGCAAAACCACCGGGGCAGAGGGCCCUACCGCUGCGACGUCUGCGGCAAGAGGUUCAGCCUGAAGACCAACCUGGUGACCCACCAGCGCAUCCACACCGGCGAGCGCCCCUUCACCUGCGGCGUCUGCGGCCGGCGCUUCAACCAGAAGGGCAACCUGGUCACCCACUACCGCACGCACACGGGCGAGCGCCCCUUCGCCUGCGCCCAGUGCGGCAAGCGCUUCGCCCAGAAGCCCAACCUCAUCGCCCACCAGAAGACCCACACCGGCCGGCAGCCCUUCACCUGCCUGGAGUGUCCCAAGCGCUUCAAGAGCAAGCUCUCCCUGCGGGUCCACCAGCGAGUGCACGCAGCCGAGAGACCCCCGGGCGAGCCGGGCCGGGCCCCCGGUCCGCAGAACCACCCCCAGGCGCCCAUGACAGACCUGGCUUCGCCUGCGGGCGAGAACCCCUUCGCCUUCCCGGGCGGCGAGGAGGGCCUGGGGGAUGAGAAGGCGCUGGUGAUCCACAGCCAGGCGGAGGAGGAGGCGGAGAAGGAGUUCAAGUGCAUCCUCUGCGGGGAAUGCUUCGGCCAGCAGCCCAGCCUCGCCCGGCACCAGAAGCACCACGCCGGGGAACGCGCCUUCAUCUGCGCCGAGUGCGGCAAAGCCUUCAGCCUCAAGCACAACCUCAUCAUCCACCAGCGCAUCCACACCGGGGAGCGUCCCUACCAGUGCGGCGUCUGCCAGAAGAGCUUCAGCCUCAAGCAGAACCUGCUCACCCACCAGCGCAUCCACACCGGGGAGCGUCCCUACCAGUGCGGCGUCUGCCAGAAGAGCUUCAGCCUCAAGCAGAACCUGCUCACCCACCAGCGCAUCCACACCGGGGAGCGUCCCUACCAGUGCGGCGUCUGCCAGAAGAGCUUCAGCCUCAAGCAGAACCUGCUCACCCACCAGCGCAUCCACACCGGGGAGCGUCCCUACCAGUGCGGCGUCUGCCAGAAGAGCUUCAGCCUCAAGCAGAACCUGCUCACCCACCAGCGCAUCCACACCGGGGAGCGUCCCUACCAGUGCGGCGUCUGCCAGAAGAGCUUCAGCCUCAAGCAGAACCUGCUCACCCACCAGCGCAUCCACACCGGGGAGCGUCCCUACCAGUGCGGCGUCUGCCAGAAGAGCUUCAGCCUCAAGCAGAACCUGCUCACCCACCAGCGCAUCCACACCGGGGAGCGUCCCUACCAGUGCGGCGUCUGCCAGAAGAGCUUCAGCCUCAAGCAGAACCUGCUCACCCACCAGCGCAUCCACACCGGGGAGCGUCCCUACCAGUGCGGCGUCUGCCAGAAGAGCUUCAGCCUCAAGCAGAACCUGCUCACCCACCAGCGCAUCCACAGCGGCGAGAAGCCCUUCUCCUGCCAGCGCUGCGGGAAGCGCUUCCGCGAGCACAGCCUGCUGAUGGGCAACUGUCGGCGCGGCUACGUGCGUGAGUGGUCGCACCCCUGCACCGAGUGCGGGAAGCGUUUCCGUCUGAAAAUCAACCUCAUCAUCCACCAGCGGAGCCACGCCAAAGAGGGGCCCUACGAAUGCACGAUGUGCGAGAUCAGCUUCGCGGACAAACGCCACCUGGACCUUCACCAGAGCAUCCACAUAAAAGACAGGGCCUUUGGGGCCAAGGUCUGGGGGAACGUCCACCCGGAGCUGAGGAUCCGGCCGAGGAGGAAGUUCUGCGGGGCUUUCUGCGGAGGUGCCCACAGCCUGGGCAACGGGAUGUAUGCUGGGGGGCCCUGGCUGGGCCAGGCCAAGGAGGAGCUGGACAGAGGGAGCCUGUCCAGCGCGUGUUUCUCCCGACAGCAGAGUCCUAAGUCUCGUAGGAAGUCCGUGCUGAAAUGCAGUCUUUGCAAAAAGAUCCUCUCUGGCACGUGUUCCCUUCAGCGGCACCUGCAGACCCACUCGCAGGACAGGCCGUAUUGCUGCACCACCUGCAAGAAAUGCUUCACCCGCAAAACCCACCUCUCGCGCCACGAGAAAAUACACGACCGCCAGAAAGCCCUGGCUGCGCUCCAACAGCCCGCGACCGUCGUGCCACAGGGAGCCCCGGGGGCGCCCGCGGGCGCCCGCGUUCCUUGCUCACCAGCCCAGGCAUCCGAGAGAAACGUGAGCCCUGCAGCCGCCGCAGCCAAAGCGGUUCCAGCAAACCUGGUCAGUCCUGCGGAACUCGGACCGCCGGAGAAGAACUGCCACAUCCACGGCUGGGGCGGGAGAGCCGUCCAGCCUGUGGUUAGACUGGGAAAUAGGGCGGCGGUUUCGGGGGUGACGGAGAAAUGACACCAGGAGAGAUCCGAACUGCUUGUGUCCCUGGAGGGAAACUGUGAGCGUUGAUUUUGCACAUGGUGGGGCACUGGGGUUGUGAACCGUCUGUCCGCUGGAUUUUAGGAGCUUUCCUGAAUUGUAGAAGGAAUCAAAAGCUUGGAUACCACCAUAGAGAGCAAAUUACAGAAGCCUCCGGUGAUCCAAAAUGCUUUACCGUUCCUCAGACUCUCGUGUCUGCUGGCCGAUGCACGAAAUUUUCCCAAGCUGACCUUCCUGGGAGAUCACCAGGGACGUCUCCUGCAGCCCAGCGAGAGGACCUGCAAACAGCAGCUGAGGUCACCCAUUACUUGAUGCUGGAGCUCCCCCCUCGCAUUUGGAAAUACAAUUACACGGCGAAGAGGACAGAGAGAAGGGAAUCAAGCUGGCGAGCCAGGCGGGGUUCCCAGGGAGCUCUUCACCGACAAAGUUCCUUGACCAAGACGCCGGAUGAAGAGAGCGUGGCAUCUCUGAGACCCCAUCGCGUCCUGGCCGCGCUUGUCCAAUUACCCACCCUGCUGAGGAAAUCCGCUGACCCCUCGGUCAGGUUGGGAACACCUGAGCGUUGCAUCGGAAGAUACGUCGAACAAACCAAACCGCGGUAUUUUCUGCUUGCGAGGGUGCUGCGGGUGUUUCUGAGGUCCCCGCAGCACUCCUGCCUUCAACCAGGCCAGCCCGCGAGAGCCAGAAACACCCACGAGAGUCAAUUCCCUCAGGAUCAGCCUGCACAGAUGGAGAGUCACUUUAGAAAUACUUCACGGGUAAGACGACCCCUGCGCUGCAGCAGCAGUCCACGCGAGGACCCCUCCGUGGGGCUCGGGCCUGUCGGCUGCCGCGCGCCGACGCUGGCUCUUGCACGGGAGCAGCCCCCUCCGCUCGGCCCCGCUGCGGAAGGGAGCCCCCACUCUCCAAACUGCAGGUCGUCUCCUUUAGUCACGUGCAAAAUCCCACCGUAACUAAUCCUAUGGAAGACUAGUUCUGCUAGCUACCUCAAACGUCGUGUGAAGUGAGACCUGCCCAGAGGCAGACGGGCAACUGGAGCCCGGUAAGCGAUGAAAGCCAGGCCAGGUGCGGCUCCGGCGUCCCCAAGAAUCACUCGAACUGCACGUGUCCACAGCCAGAGCCCGCACGUGACGCACGCAGCUGCUGGAAAGCACGAGUCAUGUACGGAGAGAGGACAUCGGUCCUGGUGGCGUCACCGCGCAGACCAAACGGAGCAGCUGUUACGACUCUUGAGUUUAGUUUUCUGGGUUUUGGGUUUUUUUCAUUGAGUUGUUUGAUGUAAUUAUCUGACGUCACUAAGUCUCUGUCCCUCUCUGGGCAGGGAGUUUGCU
Molecule: messenger RNA, 4931 nt
Organism: Aptenodytes forsteri (emperor penguin)
Lineage: Eukaryota; Metazoa; Chordata; Aves; Sphenisciformes; Spheniscidae
Product: zinc finger protein 585B
Exons: 6
Source: RefSeq, a predicted model, not a curated record